UACCGGAAAUGCGGAAUUCGGGGAGGGUGCGCGCGCUAGGGCUGUUGGAGGGUGGUCCGGCUCACAGGUCCUGACUGGGAAGAAGUCGGCAGGUCCUGGCAGGGGAGAGCUUUGGCGGUGACAACUCGGGGUAUAGGCGGCUUUAACGCGAUGGAGUCGCGAGUCGCGGGCGCCCAGGCCGGCGAGGCUGAGCGAGCUGUGGGCGAAGGCCCAGCAGACGGCGGCGCCUCUCGGGGGCUUCAAGUCUCGGAGCCCUUGGGAGCCGCCCGGUGGAAGCUCCUGCGGCAGGUUCUGAAGCAGAAGCACCUGGAUGAUUGCCUGCGACAUGUAUCUGUAAGAAGAUUUGAAUCAUUUAAUCUGUUUUCAGUAACAGAAGCCAAAAAAAGGGUAAAUGAAGAGGAAGUUGGUGCAUGGGUCCGAUAUACAAGUGUCUUCUAUCCUGAGUACAGUGUUUCUUUAAGGCGUAAUAAUGGAUCUUUGAAUGUUGAAGAUGUUCUUACCAGCUUUGACAAUACAGGCAAUGUUUGCAUCUGGCCAUCUGAAGAGGUUUUGGCUUACUACUGCCUCAAGCACAGUAAUGCAUUCAGGGACCUUGCUGUGUGUGAGCUAGGGGGUGGCAUGACAUGCUUGGCUGGGCUCAUGGUUGCUAUUUCUGCAGAUGUCAAAGAAGUUCUGUUAACUGAUGGGAAUGAAAAGGCCAUCAGAAACGUGAGAGACAUCAUCACAAGGAAUCAGAAGGCUGGUGCAUUUAAAGCUGGGAAAAUAUCAAGCUGCGUUUUACGAUGGGAUAAUGAGACAGAUGUCUCUCAACUGGAAGGACAUUUUGACAUUGUUAUGUGUGCUGACUGUGAGACACUUGAAUGGAAGGAAACAAUUUCUCCCCUUUUGGUGUUGAGUAAACAUGUCCUGUUUCUGGACCAGUACAGAGCCAGCCUUGUUGAUGCAAUAAAGAGAUUACUCCAGCCCAGAGGGAAAGCAAUGGUAUUUGCCCCACGCCGAGGGAAUACUUUAAACCAGUUUUGCAAUCUAGCUGAAAAAGCUGAUUUCUCUAUCCAAAGACAUGAAAAUUAUGAUGAACACAUUUCAAACUUCCACUCCAAGUUGCAAAAGGAGAACCAGGACGUCUAUGAAGAAAACCUUCAUUACCCACUUCUGCUUAUUUUAACCAAAAAUGGAUAGAAGAUUAAGCUACUCAAAAGACGAAAACACCAAGUGCACAGGGCAUAUUUUCACAAAAACAGAAACCUGUGAUGGGUAUGAUAUGCAGCAAGCCUUUGGCUCCCUGAGAUCUGUGGGCCCCCCACCACCUCUGCCCCAUUCCACAUGUGGGUUAUGGGGCCCACCUGUCCUCACUCACAUCAUUCCCCAGCCCUCCUUCACUCCUUUUUCAUCUGCUCUUCUUGGACCAAACCUUUGUUUGUCUUUACGUAUCUACAAACAGCCUAAGAUUUGAAUUGGACUCGGGAGAGACCUAAAUCUUUUUCUUCCUAAUUGAGACAGAAUUUCUUUCGGUGAUCCCCACCCCCCCUUUUCAAAAAGAUCUUGGUCUUUGUUCUGUUUUGGUGGUGGUACUUUUUAAUCUGUAAACACAGCAAACAUCAUGAUUCUUUCCUGGUUAAAAAUAAAUAAAUAAAGCCUAUCUUUCUCAUCUCCUUCAAA
Molecule: messenger RNA, 1659 nt
Organism: Mirounga angustirostris (Northern elephant seal)
Lineage: Eukaryota; Metazoa; Chordata; Mammalia; Carnivora; Phocidae
Gene: CAMKMT
Product: calmodulin-lysine N-methyltransferase
Exons: 12
Coding region: 151-1179 (342 amino acids)
Cellular component (GO): cytoplasm
Molecular function (GO): calmodulin-lysine N-methyltransferase activity
Source: RefSeq, a predicted model, not a curated record